Apodemus sylvaticus (European woodmouse) is the source of this 523-nucleotide messenger RNA. Its product is annotated as 60S ribosomal protein L35a-like. Gene Ontology annotation, biological process: cytoplasmic translation; ribosomal large subunit biogenesis. Gene Ontology annotation, molecular function: structural constituent of ribosome. The coding region runs from base 164 to 472 and encodes 102 amino acids. Lineage: Eukaryota; Metazoa; Chordata; Mammalia; Rodentia; Muridae. Gene Ontology annotation, cellular component: ribosome; cytosolic large ribosomal subunit. The record is from RefSeq and is a predicted model, not a curated record. The transcript has a single exon.
CCACCACCAUUUUCUCAGAGACAAAGUCUGAUGUGAUCCGGGCUAGCCUGUAACUCACUGUGUAGCAGAGACUGGCCUUAAAAGCCUGACCUUGAGUUUCUGCUGCUGAACUUUGGGGCCAGAUUUCUGGGGCCUGCUGGGAACAGGACUUCUGAAAGCAAGUAUGUCUGGAAGGCUGUGGUGCAAGGCCACUUUUGCUGGCUACAAGCGAGGUCUCCGGAACGAAAGAGAGCACACCGCUCUUCUUAAAAUCGAAGGUGUCUAUGCCCGAGAUGAAACUGAGUUCUACUUAGGCAAGAGAUGUGCUUAUGUGUAUAAAGCAAAAAACAAUACAGUGACUCCUGGAGGCAAACUAAACAAAACCAGAGUGAUCUGGAGAAAAGUAACUCGGGCCCACGGAAACAGUGGCAUGGUCCGUGCCAAAUUCCGAAGCAACCUUCCUGCAAAGGCCAUUGACACAGAAUCCGGGUGAUGCUGUACCCAUCCCGGAUUUAAAUUAAUGGAGAGUAAAUAAAUAAAAGUA